AUGACCGGACGAAUGUUCAAUCUCAGCAAGAGGUCUCAUGAGCGCAAGGCCAGUCUGCCGUUCAUUCUCCCGAUGACCUCGGAGCGACAAACCGGUAGUGUGCGCUCGAUGUGGUCUGGUUGCUACACCAAACGCUACACUCGUGUCGCUCUCUGUGCUGUUGCUGGCCUGGCAUUAUAUGCGUUCUUCCGCAGUCUUGACGGAGUAGCGGAGGUGGAGGAGUUCAUAGAAGACGCCGUGGAGAGUCAUCUCUUCCCACCAUUAUACACGGAGUACCAUCAACGGGAGCUGCAGCUGCCUCAGCAUAAUCCGGAUCUAACAUACCCAGAAGGGCGGGAGGGGAAAUACUUAUGGACACCAAAUCACGUACAUGCUUCUGGGUGGGGUAACGCAAUGCAAGAGCUCCUGCUUAACUCGUUCUUGGCUUACAAUUCAGGACGAUCAUAUGUGUUUGACAAUUAUACAUGGAACAGAGAUGGAUCGGAUUACACAAGUUACAACGGAAGGCUCAUCCCUUCAAGAAUACCUCUUUCAGCAUUGAUACAAGGUCCUGCCGCCGGAGGUCCUUUUCCGCGUGGUGAUAAAGCCCCUCGCUCGGUUGCAAAGGAAUAUUGGGAUCUCGUCUGUCCACACCCGACCAUCGUCAGCAGUGAUGAGAUCACAUAUGCCGUAGAUCCGGAAGCGUCCGCGCAGACACUGAUGGACAAAUGGGUGGAAAAAUUGACUUCAAUGGAAGACAGAUGCAUCGAGAUAGACAAAAAAUCCGGUCAAAUGUUCUCCAUCUGGGUGUUUGGAUCGACCCGAAUACUGGAUAUUUGGCCGACCUUCUCCAAGUCACCCAUCGUGACCGAGUUUCGGUGGGCACCCCUCAUCGAGCGUGCGGUCAAUGUGAACCGGCAUGUCUUCUCGCCAUUGACAGGACUGGAACCGUAUCUGCCGUCGUGGUUUACCCGGACUGAUGAUCCCUACGCACCUCUCUCGGGUCUCUUGGUACUCCACAUCCGACGUGGUGACUUCGAAGACCAUUGCAUGCAUCUCGCGGAUUGGGGAUCGAGGUGGAACGGCUUCAAUUCGUUCCCGGAGCUCCCGGACAAGUUCGAACCUCUCCGUGGUGAAGGUGGCAACGCCUCAGAAGCAAUGAAGCAGUUGUACAUGCGCAGGUGUUUCCCGAGCAUCCAGCAGAUCGUGCAGCGGGUCGAGGAGGUACGACAGACGAAGGUGGCGCGUGGCCUGCGCAACAUUUAUAUCAUGACGAAUGGUGCGAAGUUGUGGGUCAACGACCUCAAGACUGCCCUGCGCGAUACGGGCCAUUUCAAGACGGUCACGAGUAGCAGGGACCUGAGGCUGAACUGGGAGCAGAAGUACGUUGCUCAAUCGGUGGACAUGUUGAUUGGCCAGAGAGCGCAGGUGCUCAUCGGUAAUGGGUUCUCGAGCCUCACAUCGAAUAUUGUGAUGCUACGCAUGGCGAACAACAAUAUACCCCCAGACAGCAACCGCCUCUGGUAA
Sparassis crispa is the source of this 1506-nucleotide messenger RNA. RefSeq lists its product with no specific name. The record is from RefSeq and is a predicted model, not a curated record. The coding region runs from base 1 to 1506 and encodes 501 amino acids. NCBI's taxonomy places the organism in Eukaryota, Fungi, Basidiomycota, Agaricomycetes, Polyporales, Sparassidaceae. The transcript is spliced from 6 exons.